AUGAACUUAUGCUCGGCACAGGGAAUUGAGACAGCGACGGUUUUGCCAGAAAACAUACUAGACGUCAUAAGAAAGGCGAACGCCAGUGAAAUACGACAAAUCUUGAAUAACACCAGAAGAAUUAUACUCGGGUCUCAAGCUACACACACUCGUCCUUAUAUGGUAUACCUAAAACUACCGUCAAACAGCGCUAAGUUCCAAGACUACAAACGGUGGUUGUGCGGCGGUAUUAUCGUCCACGAGGAGUAUAUCCUCACCUCAGCAGCCUGUAUCGAGGACGUCAGGCAUUUCUACAUCGUCUCAGGAACUUACAAAUUCUCAUUCGAUCAAGAUCGCUAUAACAAUCCUUGUAUCAAAAACGGAGCUAAAAAAGCUGUAUGGAAAUGUAUUCCCCGAAAUUAUGUCUUCGACGGUCAUGAGAACGACAACAUUCGAUGGAUGAACAACGACAUCGCUGUGGUCAAAGUGGAAGACGAGUUCGACUUCACGAGGCGUGUCAGGGGGUGUGACUACGCUCCCAAACCCAUCUGUUACAAUAAUCAGAGCACAAAGUUUGAAGCAGCUGGCACACCCGCCUCUAUUGCCGGUUGGGGUAGCAAGGAUAAGUAUAACGAUUGGGUCAACUCACGUAGGAACUACGAUGUGGAGGACCUAAUUCAUGCUCCUGUGACAAUCUUGGGUAAAGUUCAAUGCAAGAAGCGUUGGGGACAACGGUACCAUAACAUCAUCGACAAUUAUAUGAUCUGCACUAAUGAUUUCUCAUCGGAUCUCAGCGAGAUUUGCAAGGAGAAAUAUGUAGACUGUACAGAUAUCGUAGAAGAUUCAGAUGAAGCAGGCAGAAGAUCAAAUCCUGAAGAGAUACCUGUUCAUUCCGCACAUCACAUUAACCAAAACAACUCUUUGAGGAGACAGAAAGACGAAAAAGAUGGCGGAUUCUGUGAGAAUGAUCACGGUGGUCCCCUGGUGCACGGGACUGGCAUAAGCUCCUUAGCUAUCGGCAUCAUCUCUGCGUGUUUAGUCCGGGAGAAGACCAACCAGUGCUACGGGCCUUUCCUUUACACCAGCAUCUAUAAGAAUCGUAUGCUUAUCAACUGCGCCAUUUAUAAGGAUGUCGGUAAUGACUGCAGUAAGCUGUUCAGAGCUGGCACGACACACACUGAAGUGGAAAUGAAUUGGUCCGACCAUCCUGAUGGACCUGCUAAGAAUGAAAUCAAAGUCAUGCGAAGGAAAGAAGAGGAGGAGAAACGAAAACUUGUUGCAAGUGGUGGAGUCAGCAUUGCCACGGGAAAUAACGCAACUGACCACGUUGGUAGAAACGACAAAAAUACUGAAGAUGUUAAUAAGCAUGAUUCCCAUCCUGAUCGUCCUUUAGAACACGAUGGUCUUAUCCUUAGAUCUCGUGAUGAUGAUCCACCAGCAAAUAAAACCAAACAUAUAAAGUCUACGACACCAAAUGUACCGGUCGCUACCACAAACCGUGCACCAUGA
Messenger RNA from Pectinophora gossypiella (pink bollworm), 1488 nucleotides. RefSeq lists its product as uncharacterized. Gene Ontology annotation, biological process: proteolysis. The record is from RefSeq and is a predicted model, not a curated record. The coding region runs from base 1 to 1488 and encodes 495 amino acids. Gene Ontology annotation, molecular function: serine-type endopeptidase activity. Lineage: Eukaryota; Metazoa; Arthropoda; Insecta; Lepidoptera; Gelechiidae. The transcript is spliced from 10 exons.